AUGCAAAACAUAAACGCGUUUCCCCCGUACAGUUUCCAUCAGAGAAUACUCCCGCCCUUUCCUCCUGGGUAAACUCCCAAUCAACUUCACUAGCUCAUUUGAUACAUCCCCCACUAAGUCUAGCUAUCAAAAUACCGAGCUAUUGAAGAACAUUCAAUCCCUUAUUUUAAACCCAUAUCACACCCGCGAGGGUUAUAACGACUUUAUUCGAGAUACUCUCACUCAUUUUAACCUAGUAGGCCAUUUGUUUAAUAUAUGUCUCAUCAACGCUAGGUCGAUCUGCAAUAAAAAGACGGAUUUGGCCAUGUUUGUAUCCCUAUAUCAACCAUCACUUAUUAUGAUAUCUGAAGCAUGGACUAACAGCAAUAUUUCCGAUCUAAGUAUGUCUCUUGACAACUAUUUCCUAUACAGAAGUGAUAGAUUGAAGGGACGAGGCGGAGGAUGCCUGAUUUACGCUCACUCUAGCCUAAACUCACUACUAUGCGAUAUGCCUGAACUAAACAAACUGAAGGAUUCGGUGUGGAUUGUAUUAAAGCGGUCGAAUUCCGUUACCUUACUGUUCGGCUGUGUUUACCGUCAACCUAACGCAUCAAUAGAUGACAUAGCAAUAGUAUCGGAGGUGUUCACACUAGCAUCAUCUCUUCCAUUCACAGGCAAGCUUAUUAGUGGUGACUUCAACAUGCCCGAAAUUUCCUGGUUCCCAGUCAAGGCGCCGAAGCGUUAUGAAUCAUUUAUAGAAUGUCUAGAGCUCGGACAAUGGACUCAGUAUGUCAAUAGCCCUACCAGACAUCAAAAUAUCUUGGACUUAGUCUUUACCAGUGGCCUCACCCCCAAUACUGUGUAUAAUGGAAAAACGUUUCCAGGUAGUGAUCAUAACAUUGUCAUAGGCAGCCUUAAUAUAAAAACCACAACCGGUAGACGUAAAACCGCAACACUUCGUAGAAACUAUCGCAAGGUUGAUUGGAAUAACUUCCACAAUCACCUAAGAAGCACUGACUGGGGAACUUUCUUUACUGCAAACAAUGCCGACACACUAACCAAUACAUUUUAUCUCAACAUCAGAAGUAUCAUCAACAAAAUCGCACCUUUAGAAUACUAUCGACCUACGGUCUCCAAAGAUCUUUAUAUACCGGUCGGUACACGAAAACGUCUACAAAGACAUUGUAUUCGAUUCCACAACUUUAAUGACUUUUCCUCUUUGGUGACGAUGACUGAAAUAGUUAUCCGAACAGAGGCAAUAAGUACACAAAAAGCAGUCGCACAGGAAAAACGUGCAGUCGAACUUAACAAUAACUCUUCUUCACUCACCCUACUCCUUCAAAAUAAACUUAAACGUUCCAAAUCGAGAGGGAACAUAUUCAUUAAAGACAAACAAGUAUACGAAGACCCUAAACUUGUUGCGGAACUAUUUAGUGAACACUUUUGUUGCUCACUAACUAACGAAAAACCACUAAACGAUUCAGAACCAAUCCCAGUACCUCCUUUUGAAAUUACUAAUGUAAAUUUUAAUGUACAAAAUAUCUCUAAGGCAAUUAGUACAUUGAAACACUCAUACACUGAUGGACCAGAUGGCAUUCCAGCUAGCAUGCUAAAACGUGGAGGUGAUGAUAUGUGUGUUUUGCUUCUCAAACUAUUUGCGAUAUCACUCUCUACAGCGUGCUACCCUACUGCCAUGAAAACUACACAUAUCAUUCCGAAAAUUAAAACUGGACCUGAAGCAAAUGUUGACAAUUACCGACCCAUAAACAUAACUUCAGGGGUAUCUAGAGUGAUGGAAAAAGUAGUUAAGGCGGCUGUAGUCCAACAUCUACUUACUAAUAAUCUCAUCUCGAUCUCCCAGCAUGGAUUUCUUAGGUCAAGAUCAUGCGAUACAUGCCUAGUAGACUACCUGAAUGAUAUAACUCUGAAAAAAGACAACGGACUCCUUGUAUCAGUCAUAUUCUUAGACUUUAAGAAAGCCUUUGAUAAGGUCCCACAUAAAAAACUGCUCGUCAAAUUAAAGUCCUUCGGAAUAAACGACCCACUGUACUCGUGGUUUGCUUCGUUCUUAGCAGUACGUAAACAGAUGGUAAAGUACAAUGACUGUCUCUCAUCACCUAAACCAAUAACUAGUGGAGUCAUCCAGGAAAGCGUUUUAGGCUCACUCUUGUUUCUUAUGUAUAUAAACGAUACAUGUAACACCAUAACAUUUGAGAAACCAUACUUGCAUGCUGAUGAUCUCAAAAUAGUAUACAGUUAUAAGCCUGAGACUCUAAACGAAAGUGUACCCCUGAUCUAAAACGACCUCAAUAACUUAACUAUCUUGAGUGAAAAAUGGAAAUUACCAUUCUACCUCAACAAAAGCGAGAUCAUGCAGUUUGGAAAGCAUCCCCAUAAACUGCAACUUCAUUUAAAUAAAAGUGGAGUCCAGACACUGAAAUCAGCGCACGAUCUAGGUAUUAAUUACACAAAACGUCUGAACUUUGAAGAACAUACCUCAUCUAUUAUAUCUAAAUGUAGACGGAAAAUUAGUUUCAUAAUGAGAAAUUUCUUCACAACAGAGGCUAAGCUUACUCUCUACAAAAUAUGUAUACGACCUUCCCUGGAAUACUGCUCUUUAUCUUCUCUAAAAUGAAUACCACAGACAAGAUAAGAGUAGAAGACGUUCAAAAACGCUUCACACGCCAACUGCUAGGAAGUAACUCGAGUGCCCAUUGCACAGAUAGAUGUAAGCACCUCUCUUUAGAACUUUUAUGCCACCGUAGGCUAAAGAAUAAUUUAAAAUUUCUCUACAAAGCGAUAUACGGACUCUCAUUUCUAACCUCGCGCCCAACUAUGAUUCACUACCCAGCCUAUAGACUAAGAAACAACGCAUAUACACUACACACCGUAAAACACCGAAAACAAGUGCGUUGUAAGUUUUUUACAGUGCGAUAUAGUUUAUUGUGGAACAGGUUGCCAUUGCCUAUCCGUAACUGUGAUACAUUCACCAGAUUCAAAAGGCUAAUAACCCUGUUUCUAGACUCUAAACAGCUUCAAUCUUUCCUUGAACUCCCGCCCACCAAUGAAGCACUUCAUUAUCGACCGCCUAAUUUCUAAACUGAACAAGAAUAUAACGAACCCGACUAUUACUAAUAUGAAUACAACUAAAUUACAGGACAUAUUGUUUGCCGUUUCCUAUUAUUCAUUGUGCAUUAAUCCAGGCCUAAUGCUCCUAACCCUCACUUUCAGUUCCCAAAUCCCCCUACUGGUUAAAUAUACAUUUUUCUUCCUAAGUGUCAUGUCUUUUUUUUCUAUUGCAAGUAGACAGAUAACUCAGUAAUCUUAUGGAUGCUGAUCUGCUAAGGCCGAUCAUACGAAGCUCAAAAUUGAUCAGAAAAUCUUGUGAGUUGCUCUGUGUUUUAUUUUUCUUACCCUAAAAAUUCUACAAUUCUAUACUCUUUCAUAUCAUUUGAUUUGCUACUAGUCCUACUAUCUUUAAACCACAUAUAAUCUAACCUGUUUUUUUCUAUAUUUCACCAUUAGUUAUCUUCAUAGCAGUGUGAUAUACUAAAUGGACAUCUAACCCAUAAUACGAACGCUUUAACUACAUGAUUUGCUUGUAACAUGGAACUAGUAGGGACAGUGUAUUCCAACCAUGUGCUUUGAUUAAAGCAAUAUGCAUACUUACCGCAAACGUAAGAGAGCCUAACAUCACAAGAGGGAGGGUGGCGUUACUGACCAGCAAACAUGAUGGCGGGGAAAUAACUUCAAUCCACCCAUGUCUGUAGGGCAGAACAUUUUGUUAAGUCACGGCUCCUUAUGGUCUAGUGGAAUGUCACGAACUAGUGGUACUGAUGCUGAUUUAUCGUGCAAAAUACCUCAUUAAACCGUGUUAAGAAUGUUGAACUGGUUUAACUUCCUACCCAGUAAUCCUAUUACAAGCAAACUAGACAAUUCGAUAAAAAAAACGAAGCCUACUCAAGACCCUAUAAAAUCUAACAAAGGCUCCAAUAGCGUCGACAAAAAAAAGGGAGACAGCCAUUUGUGUAUCGUAACACUGCUUUUAGCACUAUAUUUUACAACUACAUAUUCUCAUACUCUCAGUUUCUUUCUGAACCACCUCCAUUUGUCAGUUGAUUAUUCACUCAUACCUUGUCUACAGUUAUUUCUUUUAACCUAUUAGGAUGUUCCUGCUUACUAAAUACUUUAAUGAAAGAGAAUCAGACUGAGUAGUCAUACCUCAACCACUUCUUCAUGAACAUUGUCUUCUCUGCUUCUCGUCCUUUUUUUUGUUUACUUGCACCAUUUUUCAGCCCCCUUGAGAUACGGAACGGGUGACGCCGUCCUGCAUCAUCCUUAAAAACUAAAAUAUUCCAAAGGGAUAUAAGAUUGCGAUUUCUAGAAGUCCUCAACUGCACAUGAAUCUAUUAUCGACCGUCAGUUGCACGUCGCAACGCAACUCUCAUGAAGCGCGCUAACUGUGAUACUGACUAAAACCAUACUACAUUCAUAUCUUAUAAAUUAUAGACCCAGCUGAUUAAUUUACUACAGUUGUAAAUUGUAUCAUUUGUAACAAUUUGAUCUUGCCUGUAAACUGGCAUGCCUCAUGUAACAAAAUGUUAUUUGAGAAUAAAAUAUUAUUAUUAUUC
Molecule: messenger RNA, 4610 nt
Organism: Schistosoma spindalis
Lineage: Eukaryota; Metazoa; Platyhelminthes; Trematoda; Strigeidida; Schistosomatidae
Source: the annotation of a GenBank genome assembly